AUGGGGCCAACUCCUCUACAUGUCAAUCCCAUUUUUGAGAUAGGCCCUGUUGAGCUAAGAUUUUCAGAAUGGUUAGUAUUCGAGGGCAUUAGAGUCGAUGAGAGUGGGCGACAACACUUCCUUGAUGCUAUUGUUGCUUACGAGUGUGCAAUGCUUAAUGCUAUCGACUACCUGUCCAGAUUUGGUACACGAAAGAACAGGGGUGAAAUCUAUCCAUCAAAAUCACCCUUCUAUGACUUACAAAAUUUUGUAAACAAUCUUAGUGCUAAUGGUGGCUAUCAAGUCUGUCUUCUACUCUCAUGCUGCCCCUGUGAAGGAAGGAUUUCAAGAAUAGUUGAUUCUCCCAAUGCUGUUGCCACUCUUGCAAUCCCAUCUUCCAUCUUUGAUCAGGACAUUCGUCCAAAAACCAAACAAGGUGCCUACUGGACCUUGACUUUUGAAGAACCCUAA
This is a messenger RNA of Fraxinus pennsylvanica, 450 nucleotides long. The record is from the annotation of a GenBank genome assembly. Lineage: Eukaryota; Viridiplantae; Streptophyta; Magnoliopsida; Lamiales; Oleaceae.